Molecule: messenger RNA, 882 nt
Organism: Aspergillus ruber CBS 135680
Lineage: Eukaryota; Fungi; Ascomycota; Eurotiomycetes; Eurotiales; Aspergillaceae
Product: carbon-nitrogen hydrolase family protein
Exons: 4
Coding region: 1-882 (293 amino acids)
Molecular function (GO): hydrolase activity, acting on carbon-nitrogen (but not peptide) bonds, in linear amides
Source: RefSeq, a predicted model, not a curated record
AUGGCUCCAAUUCGUCGCGUAGCCGUCGCGCAGUGGUAUAUCGAGGACCUAGCCAUCGACGAGAACCACGCGAAAGCAUGCCAUUACAUCCGCGAAGCAGCGGCGCAAGGCGCUGAACUUGUCGUCUUACCGGAAUACCACCUAAACGGCUUCACCCCGUCUAAUCUCCUCUAUAUACAUCAAACAACAAUCUACACAUCCUACGUCCAAACCUACCAAUCCCUCGCCCGCGAGCUCUCCAUAUCUCUCGUCCCCGGCACAAUCGUCGAAAACCACUCCCCAACCCCUUCUGACAAAAACGAGAAACCUCUCCUCUACAACACCGCCUACUUCAUCGCUCCCACCGGUGAAAUCCUAGGCUCUUACCGGAAGAAGAAUAUCUGGCACCCGGAGCGUGAGUAUUUGACGUCGUCGGGAGAGGAACCGCACGAGGUGAUUGAGACGCCCGUCGGGAAGGUCGGGUUGUUGAUUUGUUGGGAUGUGGCGUUUCCGGAGGCAUUUAGGGAGUUGAUUGCGAAGGGGGCAGAGAUUAUUAUUAUUCCGACUUUUUGGAGUCGGUAUGAUGCGUCGUCCGAGGCAUUGCAAUACAACCGUUCGUCUGAAGAGCUAUUCCUCGAGUCGACGCUUACGGCGCGGACUUUUGAGAAUACCUGCGGGGUUAUCUUUGCUAAUGUUGCUGGGGGCCCAGGGGAUCGGUAUUUCGGGUUGUCGAGGGUUGUGUUGCCGGUUGUCGGUGUUGUUGCGGAUAUGGGAAAUAAGGAAGGGGUGAGGGUUGUGGAUAUGGAUAUGGGGCUGGUGAGGAUUGCAGAGGAGAAUUAUAAGGUUAGAGAGGAUAUCAAGAAGGAGGGGUGGCAUUACUCUUAUAGACAUAGUGCUGCAUGA